Molecule: messenger RNA, 1290 nt
Organism: Desarmillaria tabescens
Lineage: Eukaryota; Fungi; Basidiomycota; Agaricomycetes; Agaricales; Physalacriaceae
Exons: 4
Coding region: 246-1211 (321 amino acids)
Source: RefSeq, a predicted model, not a curated record
CUUGUAAUCAUCAACUCGGAUGCAAUCGUAAGUCAUUCCGGGCCUGCGAGAGGCUGUGGCACUGGUUCGGCGCAGCAGCGCAGUCAGAGGAUGGGACCUGCGUGGACCUACAGCAUACGUAACAUCUUACCCUAGUCCACCCCGUAGCAUUCACAUGCCUGCAGCGGCCUUGAUGUGCCAGCGCAAGCUGUAACUGUUCAUGUCUGCCCUUUUACCUCCUUCCCGGGCAAGACUUGGUGAAUGUCAUGGCUGAGAUCGACCUAGAGGAUCAGCGAGGAAGUAGUAGAAACGACGAUCUGCUCUUGGUACUCUCUGUAUUGAAGCCAAGUGACGAUACAUACGAUGCCUCCUUGAGCCAACGUGCCUUCUUUGAGAAGGCUACAACAAUCGUGAAAAAGAUAUACUGUAUAAACGACGCGUUACAAGAGUUGCUAUUCACCCUCUACGAUUCUUCACACAAUUGUACCUGUUCGCUUCCCAAAGAACUAUGUGACAUCUUCUACCAAGGACGGGACGAUAUUGCGAACACAAUGCGAUGCAUACUGGAUUCCAUGAGUGCGGUCGACGGUGCCCUGCGUUCUCUUGACAGAGCUCUCGGCAACCCCAGUCAUUCCUGGGAGGAAACUUGGCGCUACAUUGCCGAUUUCCGCCAAUCCGCUCGUACCGCCGAAGAACAAUGGCGCCAGACCCGUGCUUACCUUGUCGACGAGUUUACCACCUCGCUUCGAGAUCGCCUAUUUUCACCCUACAACCCCCUCCCCCGUCUAUUCUCCUGGACUGUGUAUCUCAAAUCUGGUGUCAUUUUCCCACCUCUCCAAGCUUGGGGACUCCUCGCCGAAAAAGUGGAGGACAUUUGCGGAGCGAUAGAUGAAGUGCUGGAGAUUGUAGGCGAGGUCGAAUCGUUCAUCCUCAGUGUCCGUCGAAGGAUCCUGCAUGUUCAGUAUGACGCGAAUACUCUAUCACCGGAAUUACGAGAGCAGGUGGAGGCGGCGGGACAUAAGCUUCGGUGGACCUUCACCUCUCAUUAUCUGAUAAUGGAUGACGGUGUUGCGGAUAUAACUUCUAUAUCCGCUCAUAUUACGGACGAGUCUCUUUCGGAACCUCAAGAUUCUUGGUCUCAAACGGUGACCAAGGGAGCAUUGUUUGGAGUGGGUUUCAUGGUCUUGAAGAAUCUCUGGGAGGAAAGUACGGGUGUCCCUGCUUUCUCAUAAAUUCUCUUAAAGGGCAUUUUUUUGUUUCUGUUUCGGAGAGCGCUUGUUGACAGCCAAGUGUAUGAUUACACUGUAGACA